Molecule: messenger RNA, 10608 nt
Organism: Pocillopora meandrina
Lineage: Eukaryota; Metazoa; Cnidaria; Anthozoa; Scleractinia; Pocilloporidae
Source: the annotation of a GenBank genome assembly
AUGGAAACUUCUUCGAUGGAAACGGACGAAGUUAUGGUCGAAAAUCCAGUUGAAGAGUCCGAAAAGCUUUGUGAAAUCGCGCCGGUUGAAGUUUCAGAAACUCGUGUUCAAAUGCCGGAAAUAGAAAAAUCGCCGAUACCGCAAGUGAACGUACUGGAUCUUACUAAACUAAACCCCGAAGUUCAGCAGGGCUACCGCGUCUUCAUCGAAAUGUCGGCAGACUCUUAUAAGAAUGUAACUUGGCCAUUUUUGGAGCCCGUAGAUGCCAAGGCACUUGGCCUGUGGGACUAUCAUGAAAGAGUGAAGGAACCCAUGAGCUUCAAGCAAAGUCAGUCGAAGUUUUAAUUAAUUUAUUACAACACUAACUGUAACAAAUUUAAACCUUUCACACCUCUGAAAUUUCGCAUUUACCGAGCUGCCCUAAAUAACUUUGACAUUUUGUUACAGACGAAACGUUAUUUUAAAUUCAGAUUGGAAAAGGUAUUUGACAUGAAAAAAAAGAAAUCUUCUCCCAUUUAUUCACGUUUAUGUUUACAUUUUGUUGGCGUAGUGAAAUUUCUGUCUCGUCGUUCUAAUUUUGACCAGAGCGCUUUCCCUUUCAAAAUCAAAAGUUCACAUCUUGAGUUAUAGUUGUUAACCUUCAUAUUGCUUUUAAUUGUGCAUUUUAAGUUCACAGUUGGUAAUGUGAGCAUUAUUUUUAGCAGUCACUCGAAUUUUGAUCUAAAAAAAACCUCUACGUUACGUAAAUCUGUUAUGAUAAUUCUGUUUUCAUCUUUAAAGGUGCAUUCAGAUCACUCCAUCUUCGCCUUGUCAUCAUAAAUUCUUAUAUCUGCUUGCUCCACAAUUUUUUUAUUUGGGUAAAAAAACCAAAAGGUAUAAAAUUUGAAAUUUAUCUGAUCAAGGGAAUCCCCAUAAAUAUCACAUGGUUUAUCGGCACGAUAUUCUUCCAUUAAAGCAAGUUCUGUUCUCUAACUAGACCAAGUUUGUCUCAUACAUGGUUUGAGUAACAUUUAAAAUGAACACACAUUUAGUGUUUUUGUUGUAAAGACAGUGAGUCAACAUAUGUUAAAAAAGUUUAACAAUUCUCUAUACCAAACUUCUCUAUAAUGUUUGGAAAAGUACCCUGAUUUAGGGCACCUAUCUUAGAAGAUUUCUUAGUCCCUGGCAAUCUGUUUAGCCACCUACAGUUACUUUAAGCUCUGAAAAAUUUCAGGAAUAUUUAUAUUAGGCAGCAGAAACAUAAAUUGCUUUCUAUUUAUGUUUGAAAGAUGUUGUUGGUAAAAGAGAUAUGAUUAUUUUUCUGAUUCUUUUCCAGCAAAGUGACCUCUAAUUUUCUCAUUUUCAAAAGUUCUAAGGAAAUGCAGCAACUAGUAAUUUUGGUCAAGUGAGACCUAUUAAAAUUUUUCAAAACUUUUUUUUCAUCUUAAGUCACCUGAAACUAAACUAAUCUAUCAUUUCAACUUUUAUAUUGUUUCUAAUUUUCUUCCUCUUUUGUUGUAGUUGGUGACAAAUUUAACAAGUAUGAAUAUAGGAGCAUCACUGAGGUUAUAGCAGACAUUCGUCUUAUUUUGGAGAACUGUUACCGCUACAAUGGAUCAGAUCACUGGGUGUCCAAACUUGGCCACAAGAUGGAGAAGAUACUGGAACAAAAGUUGGCUUUGCUGAACAGGUGAUUAUGCAUAAAAUGACCAUUCUAUUUUAUUAUUAGUUUAAAAGAGUUAUCCAGAAGCACUGAUGGCCAGCAUUUUCAUAGGCUUCUUGUUUCUGAACUGAUGGCUACCUUUAUACAUACACAUUAAAAUACCUGUCUUGAUCUGAGGUAAACUUCAAACUAUUACAGCUUUUGUUUUUAUGGCUGACCACUAAAAAAUUUCUGAAUAACACUAAGUUUAGUUGACUCGUAUACUUACCGCAAAUCCUAAUUUCCAAACACGUAGCCUUCUUGUAAUGAUAAUGAUAAUAAUAUAACAACUUUGUUUUACCUUAUUUCUGGUUUUAGAAGCCCUUUUGGAGUUUGAAGAAUCACUUAGAGGCAGAAUCAAUUUGAGAAAUGUUUAUGUUUUUUAAAUUUUAAUUGUAGGUCCUUAAGAGACAAAGUGAGUUUGGAGGCCACCAUGGCAUUGAGGAGUGACUUUGUUCCUACAGAAGUUUCAGAAGGUAAUAAUUUAUACUGUCUAGGCAAUCUUUGACGAGUGUUGCUACUGUACAAUGAAAGAGUAUAGGUCUACUUAAUAAGCAAAUUUAUAGACAAGCAUGAGACUUAACAUUGAUAUAGAACCAUCAAAAAAAUAAUGUGUCAUUGGUCGUUGUGAUAGAUGUACCCCAGUGUAAAUGUGAAUAAAAGCCAGGGUUAAGGUAUUAAUUGUCAAUUACACUGGUAUCAGAGUAUUCUUAGGGGUGAAUUUCUUUUGGGGAUAUGUAGAUAUUUUAUCUUUAAUAUAUGUAUAUAUAUUUUUCUCUUUUUUCCAUUGUUUUAGGGGCAACUGGACGUAGACGAGCAACCCGUGUCUCCUAUGUCAGCAUGAUAAAUGGUGAAGAAUCAUCCUCUUUGCUUACACGGCUAAAGAUUCAGGAAGAUUUAGAGGAACGUGAGCGCCGUCGAAUACGUGAGAAGGAGAAAAAAGAGGCCAACUUGGUAUUGCUUCAGGAUUUAGCAGAGUGGGAGGAGAAGGAGCUGGAUCCUGAUAUGAUUAAACAGCUGCAUUCCAUGUGGGAGGUAAUAGUCGUGAAUUUGAAAGAAUAAGCAGUAAUUGUGUGUGGCUACAGCAAUGAAAACUCCUCAGACAAGUGGUGGAAUCCUUUAGCACCCAUCAUGGGCUAGCAAAUCUUCAUCUAUAGGUGUUUGUGUUUGAUCUAUCUGCCAGUCAAUGUCAAUUUGUUAAGUCCUGUUAUACAGGCUUCUGACAUACCAAGCAGUAUCACAUUUUGUGCAUCUUGAACGAUGUGGCUCCAAUUGUUCAGAUCAAAUAUUUGCUAAAUUUGUCAUCCCUUUUCAAUCUUUAAGCAUUUUCAUUUUCAAUCUAUCAUUACCUCCCUUAUAAGUAUUUUGUUACUCAAUGUUAACAUUUUGCAGUUUCUUAGAAUUUGAAUAUAGUUUAAACUGUGGUAUGGUGCUUGAAAAUUCACAAAGUACAUGUAGCUGCUUUGAGCAAGUUCCUGAUUAUCAAGAUCAAGCAAUGUACAACUUUUGAUACUGAUUUUGUUUUUCUUUUCAACAGAUUCCUUCAAUUGCUAGCCUUUUAUUUCUACUGAAAGAUUUUCUCUGCAUUCAAGACCUUAGUGUUACUGAGCUUGAGCUUAGCUUUAUUUAUGCCAGUAAAUCUUCGUUACUGGCCAGAAUAUUUACAGCUCUGUUGAUUACUCCACACCAGCGGAAAAGGUGAAACAUUUCUAUCAUUUUCAUGCGUGUUUUUUACAAUUUACUGUCUAUCGGUAUAUUUUUGGUAUGUAUGUCUUUUAUACUGGUACGAUUUUCUGUUAGGCUUAAGAUAUUUGAUUUUCUGGUAGCAUUUAAUCUGUCUAAUAUUUAGCUUUUCAUUUACCUUGCAAAAUUCAAAAUAAUGUAAUACAUUAUUUAAUUAUUCACUUGAUUAUUCUCUUAUGUAGACACAGGGUUUAACAUAAAGAAAAACUACACAGUGUAUGCCCCUGAAAGUAUAUCAUUGCUCUCUUUUCCAUGAAUGGGAUACAUGAAUUUAUGAUAUUAAUCUGCAUUUGAGAUCCCACUAGUACAUAACCUAACCUCACAAAAACUGUCUUCAGAAGUCCAUUCUGACACAUGUUUUGAUUAUUAAUUUUCUGACUGGAAAUGUUGUCUUUUCAAGUCGACUGUUAUCAGAGGUUUUGUUAAAGCUGAAUGAAAUUGAUUGAAUGCUACAAGGAUUAGGGUUGAACUCUAACACACAUUUUGAUCUCUUUUAUGUAGCUUGUUCAAAAAGCCUCCAAUGAAAUUCAAAUUGUGGGAAUCCAAGCUAUGUGACAGAUUAAAUAGCUGGUACAAAGCCACUGAGAAGGAUGGCCAAGUACUAGUAAGUUCUAGUCAAACUGUUACUUACAGCACAGUUUUUUACUCUGCCAUCAGUCCUUACUUGGGAAGGCUGUUGGCUUUUGGAUUGGCUUUUGGAUUGGCUUUUGGAUUGGCUUGGUCUUUUUGUUGCGGUCUUGGGAAAGACACUUUACUCUUACUUGCUUUUUUCCACACAGGAGUAUAAUCAAAGAUAGGAAAACUUUCAAACUAUGAUGGAAAUUUGACAAUGUGUCUGGGGGAAGGGGAAGGGGGAGUUAUGUGCCAUGGAUUAGCUUCCUACUUGGGAAAAAUUGUCAUAUUCCUAGUCUCCUUCUGCGACAGAAACCAAGGUCAAGCCUCGUCCUUUAUGAACCUCCUGACCUCUAAGAGUUUGAUUUCCCUUCAUGCUUUUUUUUGCAUGUGCAUCUUCUCACGCAGGCAAGGCCUUUUUUUAUCCAACUGCUUUUUUAAUCUAUAUGGCACACUGUUUUUAAUGAAAUAAUCAAAAAUCCCAUAGAGUGUCCACUGUGUAUGCAGUAUCUUCAAAUAGAUAGAUCUGUAAAACAGUAUGUAUCUACAUGGGCAGUUCAUUCUUCCCCAGGACAACUCUUUUACAGAGAGGACUCACACCGAGGAAAGGACCAUUGGUGCAGUGAUGAUAGUUCUUAUCCACCCCUCCUCCUUAAUUACUAACUUGUUUACUGUGGCCCAUUAUCCCUUUUUUCUAAUCUGACCUGGUAACAAUUAACAUGAAGAACCAACUCCUUGGAUAUGACAGUGUGCAAACCCUGUCUAUUAUUGAUAUUUAUUGAGUUUCUUUAUUAUUUACAUGAUCUCUGAUUUAAUGUUGUGCAAAACUCUUUGUUCAGUUUGUUAAAUUUAUUUAUUUAUCUGUUUCUUCAGACUUGCCACCAGUGUGGUUUGGAUUUGGCCAUCUUUCAAGUACUGGGUGAGUAUGUUUCAUCUGCAUUGUAAUGUGUUCUACUUAACAAAUAGAUUCCAAGUUGCCAUGCAUCUGUUCAGUAAUAGAUCACAGAUGACGUCAAAAUUUAGUAAGAAAAAAAAAGUGGCAUACAAGGCGCAGCGGAGUGUGUCACUGAUGUUCUCACCACAUUUUGACGUCCUCUGUGAUCUAUUACUGAACAGACGCAUGGCAACUUGGAAUCUAUUUGUUUUACAUAAUAAAGAAUUUUAAAAAGUUUUAAUGAUGACAUCAUCUAUAUGUCUGUCCUCCAAUAGAUCAUAGGUGAAAACCAAUCAGAAUGUGUGCAUAACUGAGCUUAUUAUAUAAAUACACAUACAACUUGUACAACAUUUUACAUCAAUGAUAGUAGACCUGUGCAUUAUAAUGAUUGUAUUCAUUGUUUUUAGGUGAUGCAAAUCCUUUACUGGAGAAGUCAUUCAUGGACCUAACUCUGCAUCAGCGAGUGUGGAUUCUUAAAUGUGUCUGUGACAACAGUUUGGUAAGACUAGCCUGAACUGGAAGAAAAUUCAAUGAGAUUAACUACACCUUAGAGUCAGCUACAGGGCUAUUUAAUGCAAAUAUUUAGGCUGUGUUCAUGUCUCUCCUUCAUUCAUUUUUGAUGGUGCAUAACCAAUAACAAUAAAACUUUGCUGAUUUGUAAAGCCACUUUCAGGGACAAAAAUCAGUUUAUACUUUCGAACAGUUCUUUUAAUGUGCAGAAUAACACUAUGGUUUGUACCAUUCUAAGACAUUCAAUGCUGUGCGUUUGUAGGUAAUAGUUCAUGGAAUCGUGAUAGAACAUUGUUUUGAGGGAAAGGGGCGGAAAGGUGAACUUAGUAAGGGACAAAACAAAUAAAAAUGAAGUAAUGAGAGGUUAAAAAAGUCAAUGUGUCAACAAUUUUGUUGCUACUUUUUGCUUAAAACCUCGAUGUUCUUCCAAUUUGAGCAGGAAUUAUUUUCACCUCAAUGACUUGUAACAUUUCUUUUCUUUUUAGAGUAAAAAUCAAAACAUAGGAAUUCUUACAUGUAAAUACGUGUAAUCCAGUUCAUUCCUUAGUGGUUUAAUGGCUAUGCAGUAACUUAAUGUGUUGUUAUUGUCCUAGGUGAGAGACUAUGAUUUACGCGAUCAUCUAUCAUCCAUUGCUGCAACUGAACAACGAGAAAUGUUAUUGGGAAAUGAUGCAGACAACUGCACGUAUCUGUAUUUUCCAGUCUUCUCUGCUUCUGACUUGCGCAUCUACAAGCAGUGUCCUUUAGAAUUUCCAUCAUUAAACAAAAGAAAGAGAAAGGUAAAACAUACAUUUUAACUCCUUUAGAAUUUUUUAAUCCCAGUAUCACGUGCAACUUUAUCGAGAACAGUUGCCUAUUACACCCUCUGCAGCCACUUAUGGAAAAAGUUAUUGAAACCUGUUCACUGACAACAACCUUAACCCUUUAACUCCCAAGAUCACAUUAGUAAUUCUCCCUACAGUCUGCCAUAAAAUACUUAUAAUUUCAAUUUGGAGAAUUUGGCAUUGGAUCAACUUGUAGUCCCCUAAUUGAGUCUUCCUUUUUUAUUCUCCUCACUUGUCUACUUGAUUCCGUGUUGAUAUUGUAAGGAGAAAUUCUGUCCUGGUCACUCAUGGGAGUUAAAGGGUUAACAAUAAAGAAGACUGUAUUAAAUAAUAAUGAUGACGCAACUCCCUUAACAGAAAUCUUCUCUUUCAUUACAGGUGGCGACGCCCCAACCUCCUCCCCCUCCCCCAUCGACAACAAAGUGCAAGGCAACUCCAUCACGACCUGACACACCCACCCGAGCCAGGAGAGAUACAAGACUUAGACAGGUAGGGAAGGCCUUUAAGUUACCAAGAUUUUCUAGUCAAUGCCUGUGGUUAAUUGUGUGCGAUUUUUACAGGAAUGUACCUACUGUGUUUGUACAGUCCUGAAAUCUGCAAGGAGUAAGUUAAAACUUGCAAACUGGUUUUUAAGAAAUGAACAAAGGAUGGGAAAUAACGAUUAAGUCGAAAAACGUCGAAGACUAGAGUUUAUUUGCCAGCUGCAACAAGACCUUAAUUCUUGGAUGAAGUCUACGUAAGAUUGCUCCGGUUUCGUAGAUUAUUUAUUUAAGUUGAAUCGUGAAUGACCAUAAUAAUUAGGGGUUUUUUUUUGGGUUUUUAUCUAGCUUCGAAGUAAGUCGCCAUCACCCGAACCGGAAAACGAAAAUCUACUAUCACCGCCUCCAGAUGAAGAAGUAAAAGAGCCAAAGAACACAAUUGCAGAAGGGUUUGAACUUUCUGCCAGUGAUGUUGAAUCUCUCAAGAAGCUUUGUGAGCAGUUUGAAGAACCACCCCCUCCUCCCAAGAAACGUGGUAGAAAGCCUAAGCCCCCACCCCCAAGGAAGCGAUGCGAGGUUGAACUGCACCAAACUCUGUUUGGUUUGCUUGAAGAACUGGAGAAGUAUGAGAUGUCCUUCAGCAAGUUGACGAGUAAAGCAAAGAUAAAGAUUAUGAAGGAAAGUCAAGAACCUGAGCCGGUUGAUGAACCAGGUACGGACUCCUACUUGGCAAAACAAUUGUUCAGUCUUCUCCAAUUCCAACGUAUUUAUGUGGAGCUUGAUUGACAUUGUGUUUGGUAAACGCCACCGUUGGAAGUGUAUUUAGUUAGUAUCCUUGGUUCUGCCCUUUUUUCUAAUGUUACAUAGCACAUGAUUUGCAUCGUGGACUAACAUUCGAUGAUGUAGCUUCAUACUCCAAGAUGACGGUAUUCCUACAAGGACUACUGUUUAUGACACGGACUGACUUGUCGGAAACCUUGACGAAAUGAACUGGCCGAUGUCAACUAAGGAGUUUUUUGGUCGAAUCUUUUUUGUCAAAUUUUGUAUUCGUCUAAUUCUUUAAGAACCAUAUUGUCCUUGAUGGCGUUUGCACAUUCUCUGUAAGUUUCUGAGCAAAUGAGGAUCUUUUUGUGUUAUCUUUUCGCGGAGGUUUUCCAGUUUCACUGAUUUUACGGUUAAUUUUUAUUUUUCCCCUUCAGAAGAGGUAACACAAGCCGGAGAAGCUGAAGAAUGGGGCAGCGAAGAGAGCAUUGAAGAGGACAUUCAAGACGCUGGUGCUCAGAACAUGUCCAGUGACGAAGACUUUGUUCUGGACGAUGAAGAAAACGAGAAAAACAAAGGGGCAAGUACUGAGCAAGCGUCCAAUAGUGCUGAGAACAGUGACAACAAAGGUGACGCGGAAACACAAAGUGUGCUUCCGCUGAAGAGAAAAGCUGACGAUGCAAAUAUUGCCGAGGGUAGUGAACAAGCUGCUGCUACCAGUACAUGCGUGGACGGAGAUGAUGAUUCGUGUUCCAUUGCCAUUCAAACGACUCCUCCCAAGCUGAAAAAGAAAAGAAGGAAGCAGUCUCUUGUCGCCGAAAACAAACCUACUGCUAUGUGUCAGACAGGGACUAGUAUUGAGUCUCAAACAGGAGCUGCGGGCGCCUGCCAGAAAGGAACUGUAUUAAAUAAGCGGAAUGUCGUCCACAUCCCAGCUGGAAUGAAAGGUGUUCAAGAGAAGAAAACAGUUACCCCACCAGUAAAAGUUGCUACCGCCGGAAAUGCAGACAUUAAAAUCACUAACACUGUCACAAGAACUGUUUCUACAUCGGAACCUACGUCUUCUGCUGGUACAGCGGCGUUACAGAAAAGCACUAGCUCUGCGCAGGUACAUCAGAAACUCCCACUUGCCUUCAAUUUGUCAUCUUCUGCUGUAGCAUCGCCCGGUUCAGUUGUGGUGGUGCCUUCAUCGCAUAUCGGUGGUACUGUCUCAAGCACGGUGUCUAAGACUUCUUUAUCAGGAGCUGUUACUGCCCUAUCAGGCUUGGGAAAGGUCAUGUUAGUGUCAAGCUCUGGGGUUCCUUUGCAAGUGUUGAAAGCUGUGCCUAUCAGUCAGAUACAAGGGAAAACUAUAAACACUUCUGUCCUGAGCACCCAGAAAAAUAUCAGGACUAUUCCGGUAGGCGUUCCCACUACGCAGACAAAUUCAGUAGGAGUAACUACGAUCGCAUUAAAUUCUCCUCAGCUUCCAAGUGUCUCCAUUCCUAAAGUUGCCAUCGCCAAUAUGGCUACGACCUCUGGUACAUUGACGAAUUCAAAUAAGGGUGGUCAAGUCAGUACUACAAGUGCGUCAUUACACUCCCCUGUUCUUCUAGUGCAACGCCAGGGGGCCGGAGGGGUCGUACCCUUGGCGAUGAAGGGAGGAACGAUCGUCGUACCUACACCUUCAGCAUCACAAAAAGUCGUGGUUAUCACCCCGUCAAGCUCAUUAACAUCAUCUACAACAAGCACAACACCGCUGUUAUCUGGAACAGGUAUUUCUGUGGUGGGAAAUACUCAGGUUGCACAGACUACUGUAGGGCAAAAGGUUGUUUUACCAGCAGGCGUCAUAUCAGCCACCCAGACUCUGUCGUCGCUGAAACCAGAAGCUAAUACUGUUUCAAACAGUAAACCCGUCUCCUCAGCGGGUAAAACUCCAACUCAGUCUAAUGCUUCUUCUCUACUUAAGGAUAGCAAUCCAUUGAAAACAAUAAAUUCGCCAGGCGUGGCACCGGCUGCAGCUGAAAAUGCUUCUUCAACUAAAAAAGUUACCCCAGAGUUUACAACUCCGAGUGAAAAGCUAACGAAAGCGGAUUCAGACCGCGUCAGUGAAAUGGUUACACAAACUGUAAAGUCAAAUUGUGAUGUUUCAGCUAGGUUAAUGAACAACCAGACAUUGCCAUCUACUUCGCACGACACUUCUAUAGAGCGCACUACAUCUCUAGAAACCAAUUUGGAGCAAAAUUUGACUUAUGAGGAUAAAUCUUUGCCAUCACAGAGCACGAAUUGUCAACGGGAAACCAUCGAUAGUGGUGAUACUAAUGAUAAAACUAAAACAGACUUCGUUGAAAAGGAGCAAGACUCUAAAAAUGGUUCCGAUCCCCUGGUUGAUCUCACAUGUUAUGAGACAAGUGUAACUGACUCCGCGGGAUGUAAGGAAAACAACGAUUCUGUCCCGAAUGGGCUUCAUCCAGAUCUGAAGAUAUCCCUUCCAACUAAACUCACAGACACUGACUUUAAACUGUGUAAUGGAGUUAAUCAAUCAGCGACUUCCGACUCAAAUUCCGAGAUUGAAGAACUUGACUCUGCAGAACAGAGUCAUUCAGUCGUUGAAAAAACUCCCAAUGGUGCCGUAACGAACGAAACUUAAUAGAAUGAUUGCGAUCGGAUGGAUGUGAGGAAAUCAAAUUCAUUUAGCUAAUCUUGUCUCCCUGAAAUGAUAUUCCAAGUGUUUGACUCACGUGGACUAUAAGCAGCUCCAUUGUUUUUUCUUUCCUUUUUAAAACAAAGAUCCAAACCCGUGUUUGUAAGGGUUCGUGUAAGUGUUUCGUUACAAUAACUCUAGAAUAUUUUGCGAAAAUUUUUUUUGAAAAAUGCGAUGGUAACUUGUACAAUAGGGUAACUUUCCAAGGGGCAAGACAACGGUUUAAAAUUUAGAGACCCUGAGGGACGUUCCUUUGAGGAAAUAAAUUACUGAGAGCGGAUGUGUGCGACCGUUUAGGUUUUUUUUACCGAUAUUAUUUAGCUUGCCUAGCGUUUUUUUCCUUGAUUUAAACUGAAAAGGCUUUUUGUGCCGGACUUACC